Lactuca sativa (garden lettuce) is the source of this 1227-nucleotide messenger RNA. Lineage: Eukaryota; Viridiplantae; Streptophyta; Magnoliopsida; Asterales; Asteraceae. The record is from RefSeq and is a predicted model, not a curated record.
AUGAAACAGAGUGGAGUUUAUAAGGGUGAGGUUUUUGUGGGAUUGUUGUUUGCUUUGUUAGUGGGAAUUAAUUGUAUCGAGGGGAGAAAAUUGGUGGCGGCUGAGAAAGAUGGUGGUGACAAUGUGGUUGAAGUAAAGAAACCAGAAUGGUUUCUUGAUGGUCAACCAGGAUUGAACUUUGGUGGAGGUGGUGGUUGGGGUGGAGGCGGUGGUGGUGGAGGUUCUUUUAGUUUUGGCAGUGGGGAUGGGGUUGGUUUUACGAUCGGAGGUGAUGUUAAGAAGGUCGAUAAACCUGAUUGUGUUGGAAAAGAAAAAGGUCAUGAUGGUAAAGGCAAGAAGCAUCAUAAGAAAGAGAAGGGAAACCAUGGUCACGACGGCGGUGGUAUUGGCAAAGGUGGUGGUGGUGGAAUUGGGAAAGGAAAAGGCGAUGGGAUUGGAAAAGGAAGCGGAGGUGGAAGUGGAGGAAUAGGGAAGGGAAGUGGUGGUGGGAUUGGAAAAGGAAUUGGCGGUGGUGGAGGAAUAGGCAAAGGAGGUGGUGGAGGAGUGGGAGGUGGAACUGGUGGAGGUUCUGGUGGCGGAGGAGGAAUAGGAAAAGGAGGUGGUGAUCAAGGGGGAGUAGGAGGUGGUGGUGGUGUAGGAGGUGGUGGAGGUGCAGGAGGUGGCAUUGGAGGUGGUGGAGGAGCAGGAGGGGGUGGUGGAGUUGGUGGGGGAGUAGGAGCGGGUGGUGGAGUAGGAGGAGGAGGAGGUGGUGGAGCCGGUGGAGGAAUAGGAGGUGGAGGAGGAGCAGGAAGUAGUGGUGGGAUUGGUGGAGGUAGUGGAGGAGGUAUGGGAGGUGGUGGUGGGACGGGUGGAGGAGUUGGAGGUGGUUUUGGCGGAGGCAUGGGAGGUGGUGCCGGAGGGACCGGUGGUGGGAUGGGAGGAGGAGGUGGUGGUGGCGGUGGAAUUGGUGGGGGUGGUUCCGGAGGAGGAUUUGGAGGAGGUAUUGGGAAAGGAUCUGGUGGAGGAUUUGGUGGUGGGGCAGGUGGAGGAUUUGGUGGAAGUAGUGGUGGAGGCUUUGGUGGUGGUGCUGGCGGCGGAUUUGGAGGAGGAACAGGCAGUGGUGGGGGAGUUGGCGGUGGUGGAGGCUUCGGUGGAGGUGGAGGUGGAGGUGUGGGAAAAACAAUUGGAGGAGGAUUCGGUAGUGGCAGUGGUGCUGGUGGUGGAGAUAAUGGUGAAAUUGGUGGCUAA